AUGGCCGAGCAUGAUCCACGCCACUCCCUCAAAAGGCUUCCUGCGGAAAGCAGCAGAGACUUCGGUGGUGCUGUGCUCGUGCAGCCAUUGCAUGCCGACCGGAGUGCUUCCCAUACCAUUCCACGACUGGAGGCUGGUGGCACGUGUGGAGUCCACGAGUCUUAUGGUUGUUUUGGUUCGACAGUUGAAGGGACUAGCGGUGGCUCUUGCCGGCGACCGGAGAAGAGGAGGAGGACUGACUCUCCGUUCAAUGAGAGCAGAACAGAUCAAGGCCGAGGGCAGGAUCUGAUCAGCAACCUGCCCAACGAUUGCCUCUUGCUUGUCUUCAGUUUUCUUCCGAGUCCCAGAGAUCGCUGCCGGUGUUCUGCGGUGUCGAGGAGUUGGUUCGCGCUGCAGACCUUCCUGAGAAGGUCUGAAUUCAGAGCCAACGUGGUGCUUCCCCCUCGAUCGCGACAAGAGAGCUCCAGAUGCCUCCAGGGAAGCAGCGCCAACGACUUGAGGCUGGGCGCCAUGGCCAUCGGGAUGGACGAAUGCGGAAUCUUAACGGAGCUAUCUGUGAUCGACACGCUUCCUUGUUCUCUGCUUCCUCUUCAUCAUCAUCAUCAUCAUUGUCACGUUUCGGACGUCGGCCUCUCAGCCAUGGCGCAGGCUUGCAGCAACCUCAGGUCUCUCGCGCUACACAACUGCACCAAAGUGACCGAUCGGGGCCUCGCGACGGUCGCACAGAACUGCACGGCACUGAAGAACCUGGAGCUAACCCAUGCGGCGUCGGUCGGCGACCAUGGCCUCGUCAUCCUUGCAACCAGAUGCCUCAAGUUAGCAUCGUUGAGCCUGACCGCAUGUCCAAGAGUCACCGAUCGUUCGCUAGAGGCUUACUCCAAGCAUUCCACCCACCUUAAGUCGAUCACAGUGGCGCAGUGUCCUUUCAUCACAGACUACGGCAUUCUUUCGAUCGUCGUCUUGCUAACGAAGCUAGAGACCGUCAAGAUCUCGUCGAUGAAGCUGGGCGACGGCGUCCUCCGAGCAAUCGCACGCAGCGGCGAGCAGAUCAAGACGUUGGCUCUGGAGCACGUGUGGGGUGUAUCAGUGACGGGCUACCGUUGCAUCGGAGAGACCACAAGGCUCAAAGGGCUUUCUUUAGACGCUUGCACCGGGUUGACGGAUCGGUGCUUCAGAAGGUUGUCGCCCACCAGCUUUGCCGGCCUCAAGAAGGUGGCGAUGACGAGCUGCUCCUCGCUGACAGAUUCGAGUCUCCUCGCGCUCACAGGACUUGCAGUGGAACUGGAGAGUCUCCACCUGGAUACUUUCGAAGCUUUCACAUACAGGGGUUUGAUGAUUGCUCUGGGAAACUGCAGCCGGACUCUGAAGGUGUUGACUCUGGUCAAGUGCGAUUUCCGUGGCCGUGGAGCACUUGAGCAGAAAGGGGUCUACCCCUCUCGUCUUCUUCCUCUUCCUGCGGAAUGCCCGAUGCUACAGACCGUGAAACUGGAAGAGUGCGAGGGACUGGGAGAUGACUUCAUCUCGUGGGUCGGGCUGGCCUGCAAGAGCAUCACCGACGUCAGUUUCGUGCGCAUGGACUCCAUUACCGACCGUCGCAUCGAGUCCUUCAUGAACCAGCUCAAGGGGUGGAACAGGAUCAGCAGGGUGGACCUGAGCGGGAGCGCCGGCAUCGGCAACAGGAGCGUGUGGGCGGUGACAAGGGAGUGCAAGGCGCGGCUGAGGUCGCUGGUGCUGCGGGGGUGCGAGCGCGUGUCCGACCGGGGCGCGGCGGUGAUCACCAGGCGAUGCACCAAGCUGGUGGAACUCGACCUAGGCGGGUGCAGCAUCAGCGACGAGGCGGUGGAGAAGGUGGUGGGGGAGGACCCGCCGGACCUGGAGGUGCUGUCGCUGGCGGGGUGCACCAGGAUCACGGACCGGAGCCUGGACGCGUUGGAUGAGUACGGUGGCCUGGGCCUGAACCGGCUCGACCUGACCGGUUGCUCGGGACUGAGCCAAUUCCGGGUCAAUUUCAUCAAGAUCUACAUCGACGAGGUCGAUUACUGA
Molecule: messenger RNA, 2043 nt
Organism: Musa acuminata AAA Group (dessert banana)
Lineage: Eukaryota; Viridiplantae; Streptophyta; Magnoliopsida; Zingiberales; Musaceae
Product: EIN3-binding F-box protein 1-like
Exons: 2
Coding region: 1-2043 (680 amino acids)
Cellular component (GO): cytoplasm
Molecular function (GO): protein binding
Source: RefSeq, a predicted model, not a curated record